Molecule: messenger RNA, 1345 nt
Organism: Anguilla anguilla (European eel)
Lineage: Eukaryota; Metazoa; Chordata; Actinopteri; Anguilliformes; Anguillidae
Product: G-protein coupled receptor 183-like
Exons: 2
Coding region: 90-1082 (330 amino acids)
Biological process (GO): adenylate cyclase-activating G protein-coupled receptor signaling pathway; G protein-coupled adenosine receptor signaling pathway
Cellular component (GO): membrane
Molecular function (GO): G protein-coupled receptor activity
Source: RefSeq, a predicted model, not a curated record
UCAAGGGAGGAGAAUCCUCGCGCCAUAAAAUAUGGUGGAUCUCGCGACCCAGGCAGAGCAGACGGAGCGCCGCACAGCUCCGUUACACCAUGUUCUCCUACAACGCGACCGUUCCACUUUCAUUUGACUUCCAUCAUCCUGGAGACUACUUCAUUUUUCUGUUCCACAUUGUUUUUGCGACUUGCGCGGUCUUUCUCGCGGGCUCAGUAGUAGUUGGAAUAUUGAGCACGAAGAGUCUUCGACGUCAGAACAGAUUUAUUUUCAUGCUCAACACCAGCAUUAGUGAUACACUGACCGGGUUUUCCGUUUAUUAUCUUGGUCUGUUUGAUGUGCAGGAAGGAUACCCGUCAAGGAACGGUACAUAUUACAUUCUACCUUCAUUUCUUGGAGUAAAUAUCCUUACGUUUCUAUUUGCACAGAUAGACCGCUACAUCGCUGUUUGCCAUCCUUUCUUCUACGGUCGAUACAUUUUGCGACCGGUUGUCAUAGGAAUUUGUUUGUUUUGUUGGUUUUACACAUAUACUAUUGUAACUGUGCAAAACGUCGUCCCCAUUUCCAAAGCUGCGCAAAUUAACGCGUUUGGCGUUAUGACAUUACAAAUAAUAGUGCUCACUAAAGUUCUAAUGACUAUAAAGUUGUAUGUAAUCGCCAGGUAUCAACUUGCACGAGACCCACCGAGCACCGAGAGGGAUAACAAGAAGGAAUCGCUGAGGACAAUAGUAUUCGUCGUCAUAUGUUUCUUAACGCUGUGGUGCCCCUCCUUCGUCAACAUUAUUGUGAGGCAGCUGACGAAGAACGGUCUGAAAUUCAGGAACGAAGCCACGAACCUCUUCGCCAUUAUGGCGCGAUUGAACGCGCUCAGCACGCCGGCACUGUACAUCUGGGGAAGCCCCGCGCUGCGCAAGGCUGUGAAGAAAACCAUCUGGGGAACAGCGUGCGCAAAUCUGACAGCAAGAAUUGAUUUUUCCCGCGAACGGAGUGGAGGUGAUCGAGCCGAAAUGAGCAGCAUAUCAAAGGGUUCCAAGAAACUGAACAUACGGAGGAAGGCACGCGCCGAGGUCCUCUGCUCAUCCGCCAUGUGAGCAUAGUCGUUUUUCAUUUUAGAUUAUUAAAAUAAAUAAAUACAUUGUGAACAAAAUGUAUCCUACAAUUAGACAAGAAUACACGUGCCUACACGAAUGCGCUUACAGAGCCUGUUUCGACUUUUAUUCCAAUGGCACUGCAACCGUGUAGUCACAGAAUCUGAACAAGGGGCAAUGGGUCUAAAUGUGUACUUGAUUGUAUUAUUUUUAAUGGAAGGAUUGCAAAAAUCAAUAUGCACCCAUCUGGUCUUUUUAUGCUUAUC